GGGGCCCGUGCUGCUCUGCAGACGCCGCUGUUACGCUGUUACCCCAUCGUUGUUUGCUGCCAACCAUGGUCAACCCCUGCGUGUACUUCGACGUCUCCGCCGACGGCGAGCCCUUGGGCCGCGUCUCCUUCGAGCUGUUUGCAGACAAAGUUCCAAAGACAGCAGAAAACUUUCGUGCUCUGAGCACUGGAGAGAAAGGAUUUGGUUAUAAGGGUUCCUGCUUUCACAGAAUUAUUCCAGGAUUCAUGUGCCAGGGUGGUGACUUCACACGCCACAAUGGCACUGGCGGCAAGUCCAUCUACGGGGAGAAAUUUGAUGAUGAGAACUUCAUCCUGAAGCACACAGGUCCUGGCAUCUUGUCCAUGGCAAAUGCUGGACCAAACACGAAUGGCUCCCAGUUUUUCAUCUGUACUGCCAAGACUGAGUGGUUGGAUGGCAAGCACGUGGUGUUUGGGAAGGUGAAAGAAGGCAUGAACAUCGUGGAAGCCAUGGAGCGCUUUGGGUCCAGGAAUGGCAAAACCAGCAAGAAGAUCACCAUCACUGACUGUGGACAGCUCUAAUGCGUUUAACUUGGAUGUAUUGCAACCACCAGACCAUUCCUCUAGCUCAGGAGAGCACCCUCCACCCAACCUGCUCGCAACAUCCCAUCAUGUCUGCUCUCACUGCAGUUCUUCGGGUUCCAUAUUUCCCCUGCUCCCCUCCAAAAGUAGCUGGAUUGCAGAGUUAAGUUUAUGGUUAUGAAUAAAAACUAAAUAACGGU
Messenger RNA from Fukomys damarensis (Damara mole-rat), 760 nucleotides. It is a transcript of the gene Ppia, whose product is annotated as peptidylprolyl isomerase A. The record is from RefSeq and is a predicted model, not a curated record. The transcript is spliced from 5 exons. Gene Ontology annotation, biological process: protein peptidyl-prolyl isomerization; protein folding. Bases 66 to 560 code for a protein of 164 amino acids. Gene Ontology annotation, molecular function: peptidyl-prolyl cis-trans isomerase activity. Lineage: Eukaryota; Metazoa; Chordata; Mammalia; Rodentia; Bathyergidae.